AUGUUGCUGCUCGUAUGGAUGGCUCCUGUGGUUUACUGCUUCAGCUCAGGUCAAGUUAUAGACAGCUGUGAAAGUAUGCAACCGUAUCACUCUGGGAUAACGGCACAGACAACGCCUCCACCAUUUAAUAUCACUACGGAUAACACCAGGUACACGCUUGGAGAGGAGGUGAAAGGUAAGGUUCAGGCUCGACUGGACUAUUUAUUUAAUUUACAUAACUAUAUGUAUUGCAAUUGCUUGUGGUGAGGACAUACAGAUCUGUUGAAAGUGUACUCAAGUGUUUUGUUUCCUUUUACAGUUCAACUCCAGGCUACAGCCUCGAUACCAUUCACUGGUUUCCUGUUACAGGCCCGAGAGGUGGGGGGGCAGUCUCCUUUGGGUACCUUCUCUCUGACAGGAGGAUCGGCUCAGCACCUUUCCUGCAACCAGAAACUUGUGAGUUGACUUAUAUAAAGCAUAGUUUGAUGUCAGGCCUACAGCAUUAAAUCAUAAUUUAGUACUCAAGUUAACAGGAAUACUCAACAUCUGCCGCACAUGGAUUUAUCGAACUUUAAUACUGACAUUCUGAAUGUUUUGAGCAUUUUAUCACAGGUUGCAGAUUUGACCUGCAACCUGUGAUGCAACCUCUGAGCCCCCUCAAGCCUUUUCUUUUAACCUCAAGGCGUGUGUUUACAAUGAUAUGGCCCAAUGUAAAGCCUGGCAACAGCCCCUUAACACCAUAUUUUCCCUUUCCCCUUGAAUAAUGAACACCUGCCUCCCCUUGUCCAUCUCCUUGGCAAUGCUGUAUGGCUCCUCUCUAGGGAGCUUUAGUUUCUAUUUGUACAACAUGUUGAAGUUACAGCAGUCUCCAAUUGAGACAAUUUUUUAGUUCCUGCAACUUCUGUUUUUAUGAUUGCUGCUUCGAGCACUGGGGAUGUUAAGACCCUCUAGUAACUCACUGAGCAUUUUUUAGGUUAAUUGAUGUCUUAAUGUAGCUCAGAUGGCUGCUCUAAAAUCAGGCUACCACAGGUCUAAAAAUGAAAGUUUUUUGCCUCAGCCACAGUAACUAUUUAGAUUUGGACAAUAAAUAACUUCAUAAUUUAUUUUAUAGAGCUGGACCAUUUAUCAGGUUUAAAUUUCAAUAACAAUGAUGGUUCCCCAUAAUCACAUCAAUCUGAUUAUGGAGACUGAACACUAUUGUGCUUCCUGCUGCGACUCUGAUUGGUGUACAAUGACUCGUGCUGCUGUGGUGAGACUUUGCCUCAGCCACAGUAACUAUUUAGAUUUGGACAAUAACUUCAUAACUUAUAUUAUAGAGCUGGACCAUUUAUCAGGUUUAAAUUUCAAUUACAAUGAUUGUUCCCCAUAAUCACAUCAAUCUGAUUAUGGAGACUGAACACUAUUGCUGCGACUCUGAUUGGUGUACAAUGACGGUUGUAGGUGUGAGGAGGCAACAGAUUUAGAUAUGGACCAGUGAACAGCAAACCAUUGUUAUUGUUUUCAAGGAAAUGUUGCCACACCACUUACUUUCUUUGGGGGUGGUGUUAAUCCAUUUGUGGUGGAGUACCAAACGUGCAGAUUUGUGGUCUUCAGUCUCUUUUUGAAUGGAAGAGUCCAAAAAUGUAAGGCUUUUGGACUGCAGCAAACCACACUGAGAGUUAUAAUCCACACAUGGAGAAAACAAUGAACAAUGGUGAAACUUCCCUACCAAAUUUCUCCAAGAGUGCACUGGUGACUCAUCCAGGAGACAACAAAAGAACCCAGAGCAACAUCUUUAAAACUGCAGGUCCCACUUGCCUCAGUUACAGUCAGUGUUCAUGAUUCAACACUUAGAAAGAGAGUGGGCAAAAAUAGCGUCCAAUGGAGACCAAGAACAAUACAAAGGCUAGUCUCUCAUUUGCCCAAAAAAUCUUGAUGAUUUUCAAGACUUCUGGGAAAAUAUUCUGUGGACUGAUGAGACAAAAGUUUGGAAUGUGUGCAUCCUGAUACAUCUGGAGAAAAAACUAACAGCAUUUUAGGAAACAUCAUACUGACUGUCAAACAUCCUGAACUUUUGAGACAGAAGACAGAAUGACCUUGUUAUUCCUCUCAUCCCAUCUCAUGUGUUUAUGUGUUUUUGGCUUGAUGUAGAACUCAGCUGUAUCCCACACGUCAGACUCUGUGAAGACCUCCAUUCAGGUUACAUGGAGACCAGAUGUGCCAGCAUUUGAAAAAACUAUUCAGUUCUGGUAAAGUAGAUUUUUUUUCCAACUUUCUUUUCCCCACUUUUCUUUUUCCAGGUGAAAUUAGUGAGCGAAACUGGCAGAUUAUAGCAUGUUUUCUCACUUUCUGUGUAUCCGCAGUGCAUCAGUUGUGCAGAACUACAGGUUAUUCUGGGAUGUUAAGAGUCCUCUCCUGACUGUUACCAAUGACAGCACUGGUGGAACAACAAGUGACCCCACUGUACUGUUGGAAACCAGUCCCAGCACUUCAACAGCUGCAACGCUGACAACUCAAAUACAUCAACCUGCUGUGAGUAACACUGAAAAAAACAGUGAAUCGAACUAAAACUGUCCUCUUUCCUGAACCAACAAUACAGCUGUACCAAGUAGUGUUGCAACAGACCAGAAUCUGAUACUGACAUUUGUGUAUUUUUUCGUACCACAGACAUUGCAUCCUCUCUUGGGCAUCCAAAAUUGUGAUUUUUUUAUUUUUGACAUCCAACCUGCUCACAAAGUUUAGAAAACAUAACUGAUUGGAAUUGGUCUUUCAAACACAUGUGCCUAUUUGUGGAAAAAAGCUGAAAAAACCUGAACACAGCUGUAAAGAUAAUAAUGAAUCAUACACAAUCAUUAAAAGUAAUUCACUGCAAAUCAAUCAAUCAGCGUAUGGAACUCCCAAAAAGUUCUCAGAAGACUGAUCUAUUGAAGUAUCUGGCAGCUCUGACUUCGCUGUCAGUGAUGAGGGUGAAGUGAAUUCCUCUGGUUACACCGACAUGACAAUGCAGCUUCUGUUCUCUGCAGGCCGGUGUCUCCAAUAAGGACUGUGGCGUCAGCAAGGUGUGUUUCAGUCAGCCAUCAAACUGUGACCCUACAGCCAGUGCUGACUGUUAUUUCAUGUCAGCCAGGAUGUUGUUUCCAAGUGAUGAAGAAGUCCGCUAUGAGAUGACGGGAUCCUCAGACGGAUACAUCGCUUUUGGAUUCUCAGAUGAUCAAAUCAUGGUAAUGUGGCAAUGAUGUGCUUCACUCGAUAUGUUUUGUUAGUAUUCAUAAGAACAAUAUGGUAAAACUAUUUCAGCAUGAUCAACCAUAGCUCUUGACAUGAAAAGACAAAGUUUUUAAAACUCUGCUUGAAAAUGACCUCUUCCUUUGUAUUAUUCAGGGAAAUGAUGACAUCUAUAUUUGUGGCAUUGGGAGUAAUGGUCUUGUGCAGUUGCAGCGUGCUUUUUCUACAGGAAGAACAGCUCCUCAGAUUCUUCCUUUGGUACUGACUUUUUUGUGAUACCUCUAAUUUCAAUGUAUUUUUUUAUUUAUGAAGACUGAAUAUUAAUGUUGAAAUGUAAUGUCUCUGUGUGGACUUAACACAAUACUGAACCUAUUUCUGCCCACAAGGGGAACGUUUCUGAUGUAAGAGCAUCAGUACAGGGCAGCAUCAUCAGCUGUUCUUUCACCUCAAUGAACACACCGUCUACUGUGAGGACCACAGGGUUCAACAACUCCUACUAUCUCAUGUUCGUCUAUGGACCCAGUAAAAAUGGUAAUGAAGACAUUGUGUAAUAAAGCAAAAGAGAGAUGUUGUAUGUUUAAGAUCAGAGAUGAAAUUGAACAAGGAUCACAGACCUUUUUGUGCAAAGAGGCACGGGCUUAUAGAUGUAGUAAGUGCUCAGAGUUGAAAAGCCUCCAUAGAAACCUAGCAUGACAGGAGUGUCUGCGGCUAUCCACCCUGCUUGAGACAGGUCCAGAAAGAAAGCAGAUGACCGAGAAGAAAGACAGCUCAUUCACAAAAAGAUAAAUACUCUACAAAGGUGUACUCUACAGGCUUUUUGUGCAAAAACCAUGGUGGAGUGGAAAAAUGUCCUCAAAGGGAACCGCAUCUAUGUUGCAAUUCUACAUCAGACACAGUCAGAGAGUGCCAAGGUAUACAAGAAAAUGUAGCAAGUGUGAUAGUUACAGACGGCGUAUUGAUCUCCAUCCAGGAUGCCCAAUUGUGGGUCGACUUGUCAAGUUCCUCAGAUCCUUUUGUCAAAAAACGUAUUCGGAAAUUAAAGUCUGUGUUUUCAUGAAUGAACCCAGUAAUAGAUCUUUGGCCUGUUCAGACUUCUUUGACCCCUUGAACAUUAAAGGUCCCGCCAUCUUCUCAUACUUGCUCGAGACCUGCUUUUACAGGCAGAAACCCCGAGCAAAACCUAGAUCAUGUAAGACAGUCAUCUGCCACCAAAUAUGACAAAACAUUGAAUUCACUUGUUAAUUUUUUGAGUUUGAAGUUUAGCAAUAAAUUACGUGUUUCAGAUUGAACAAAAAGUAGUAGUUUUUCAAGAAGCUGAGGCUAAUGUCAAGAGACUAAACGUUACCCAUUAUUUUCUCUGACAAAACCACAAGCAUCAUUUCAAAGUAGGCCUUUGUUUAGCUCUGUCUUUUUUCUCUCUUCUACAGGACUAAUCCAGCUCCAUACAUCAACCUUCAUCAGCACUGAAAAGAUAAGCAUUUCAAAACCUAUGCUUGUCGGAAAAGCGGGCUUGCCUCAGAUCAUCAAAGCACAUGGUGAGUGGCAUGAAAUUACAAGUACAGCCACUGUGAUAUAACUUAAAUAACAGUGGCUGUGGAAAAGGAUAACAAUGCUUGUCAGUAGUUUUGUCUAUCACUUCUGCCAAAAAAAAAUUGGCAUUACAUUUGCUGUAAAUGGCAAAGCUUAUGGUUUGGUGAUGAAGCAUUAUCUAGAAGUUAUACUUACCCUUUCAUCAAUAAACAACCCACUGGUUAAAAUUUAAGAGUAACUGACAGAGUAAUCAAGAUGUGUUUGACAUGCCAGACUCAGGUUGUACUCCUGAGAAUAAUUUUUAUGUUGCAAUUUCUUAAGUCAUGAGAAGUGGAGGAGGUCAGAAAAUCACAGAUAUUUCACAGAGGGAAUAAAAACUGGAGCCAAAAACAGGACCAAGAGAAGUUUUUCAAAUGUCCGCUAGAAUAGCUGUGAUGUUUUUUCAAACUUUCUGUCAAGGUCAUGCAAAGGUGGACGUGAAUUAAAAUGGCUUCAGACAUUUAACUAUAUAAACCAGAAAUCUGCGAGCAAACUUAAUACUCGCAGUAAAGAAAUCAUUGCUGUUUAUGUCUGUAAAGUUUUUCAUUUGGGAUAACAAGCAUGGAGUAAAUCAUAAAACCUCCUAUGACAUUCAAUUGUUUCAGGAGCACUAAUGCUAACAGCAUGGAUGUCCGUUGCAACACUGGGAUUGGUGGUGGCCAGAUAUCGAAAUGGUUUUGCCAAUGGAAAGAAGCUAUGGGGCAAAGAUAUCUGGUUUCUGGUGAGACUGAGCAAUACAAUAAACAGGUGUAUUAUAUUUUUUUUACAUGUAGGUCUGACCAGGUAGAAAGACACUUAAAAAAUUAUAAUAUAGGAAUUAUUUGAAUACACAACUUUGAAGUAAACACACCACUUUAAAAUAUCAUGUUGAUAAUUUGACAAAGACUUCCGUGUUCCCAGUAGCUUUUGUUCAACCUGAAUAAGAAAAUGAAUUGCUGCUUUACAUAAAGGGUUGAAGGGUAAUUAUUCCUUUAGUUUAUGUUUUUUUUUUUUUAGAUAUUUCAUUCACUUCGCAAAAUAUAAACUUUAUAUAGUAAAAGAAGCUAAGAUCAUAUUAAUUAGAUUAUAUUUAUUUGAUUAUAUUUCCAUCUAUUUCAAGUUUUCCAAGCCUAUUUCUAUUGCACUCAUCUGAUGUUAUCUGAUAUUGUUUGACUUGUUUCUUAUCAUAUUGUACUGUUUGUUUUUCUUAAGGUCCAUGCCUUUAUGAUGAGUCUGACCGUAACAGCUACAGCCAUCGCCUUUAUUCUUUCCUUCUCAUACGUGAGGGCCUGGUCUGGGGUCAGUACCAAGCCUUACAGCGACUAAUGAUGCACUUUCCACUUACAUUUGUAGCCUCUGUCUUUUGAAGCAGUCUGAUUGUCACUGUAGGCUUUAAACAGAAUAGUUUUUGCUCUUUUAAAAUGAUGAGAAAGAAGGUGGGUUCAACAAUACUCUAGAUCUCAAACAGUAUCACAGUUCAACUGUCUACACUUGUCAAGUAAAUAUGAUCUUCCAGUUUUUUAUCUUGUUCAUUAUCAUUUUUUUAAAAUAUUCUGUUAUGUAUCUACACAAUAAAUCUAGUUAAUACCUCUCAAAUUUGCUUUUGCUUUAUGAUGAAAACAAAUUUGGGUAACACUUAACAAUAACCAUAACUUAUAAGAGGUAAGCAGAUAGUUUAUUAAUGUUUAAUCAUAAUCUAUAAAUAGCAUAUAGACCAUUGAUAAAUCGCAAACUUUACAAUUUUAAAAACCUAACCCUAACCCUAACUUUAUAAUAACCAUUUAAGUAAUGUCUAUAGGUGGUUUAUAAACCACUUAUUGAUCAUUUACAAAAUAUUACAAACAUCAGUUGCAACUUUACAAUCACUAUCUAAGUAAUGUUUAUAGAUGGUUUAAAAACCAAAUAUUUACCAUUUACAAAGUGCUACUGACACACAUUUUAAUCUAGAUGUUUUACAACCAACAUUUAAACUUUAUGUAAACCUUUAAUAAAUAGUCAAUUAAUAAUGAAUGAAAAUUAUUAAUCAUAAUUUCAUUGCUUGUUAAUGGUAAAGUAACUAUUAACUUACAUUAAUAAACUAUUUGCCAUUUUAAUUGGUCUAUAUGCUGUUUUUAAAUAAAGAUUAAACAUGAAUAAACUAUCUAUUUACCAUCUAUAGAUUAUGGUGAUUGUAAAGUGUUACCCAAAUUUGUCCUUGAGACGGACAGAGGAAUAAGCAUCCUUGAAAACUGUGAGGCAAUUGUUAAUAUCCCAGGUAAGACCUGUUAUGCUGUAGAUAGGGCCAGCCCAAACAACUUUGGUUACCUUGGCAAGAUUUCAUUAGCAGUGGCGCCCCCUGUAGACAGCUGGGGCCCUCAGCAUUGCUUCGACUGCCUAUGCCCCAGGCUGGCCCUGGCUGUGAGGUUGAAAUCCCAAAGGAAGAUGAGCAGAUGUUCAGAUGUUUUUCUCCAUGUCUGUUAUGUGAUCAAUCAAGUGAUGCAACACCUCUGUUAUGCAAACUUAAGGGAGGUAAACACUAUCCAGAACUCCUACAGUCAAAGAAACAAGCUUUCUAAUUUGAACUCUGAUAACCAUUUGCUUCAAUAGAAGGGACUCAUGUCAGUGACAUAAAGGUAGGAGGGAUAGAGACUUGUCAAAGUUUGAUAUCUUGCCAUAUUAGAGAAGGUUACUGUAAUUACCUUUAUCAUGUCAUUGUACUCUUCUCAUGUUUAUUUUUAUCAUUUUAAGAAAAAAAAAUGCAGAGUUCUGGGUGAAACAGCUGUGUUACACAAUAAACAGACAUUCUGUGCUUUUUUUCAGGGGGCUCAUCCUGUGUUAGGCUGCCUGGUUAUGAUCCUCUCAUUCAUUCAGAUUUUGUUGGCUCUGGUACGCUGUGGACCUCAACAUCCACUGUAAGUCACAUCCAUUCCUCUUAACUGUCUUUUUUCUGUGUUUAUAAAGAUUUUUAAGAUAAACUAAAACAGUGUGUGGUUGGCUCCCUGACAUCUUACCACUUCUAACAUUAUUUAUCAAAGGUGCCUAACUGCCUAUCAAUCUUUAUUUAUUCAAUGCCCAUUCACAAGAAAUGAUAUCUCAAAACACUUUAAGAACCUACCUACCCACCUACCUACAUACCUACCUACUUACUACCUAUGGUCUAAACCAUACUCUUUGUUUUAUCACUUACAAACAUCAGGAUAGGGUGAGACUAGUAUGAUAACACCAGCUCUCAGAUAGACUGACAUGACCCAAAUGUUCUGAGCAUGCUCCAGAGCUUGGAUGCCAAUUAUGUUGAUGCUCAGCUAAGAAGCCAAGUAGUGAGCAAAACUUUGACAAAAGACAAAAGGAUGUAAAAACUAAUGUAAUGAAUGAAAGCUCUUCAAAAAACCCCUAAUGGCACUUGUAACGGUAAUAAAAGUUUCUUACAUUAAUUUCAUUUACUAUUUAAAGGGAUAUUCCGGCGUAAAAUUAAAUAAGGGUCAAAAACACCAAAACACCAAGUUAGACACUCCCUCGAGAGAUAAAUGUUUAAGGCAUCUUUCUACUACUGCUGUUAUAUUUAACGUGAGGUAUGAGUAGAUAAUUUGAUAUUUUUGCUCAUUUCUUUGACAGGAGAUUUCUUUUUAACUGGACACAUGCUUUGAAUGGAGUGGGAAUAAAAGCUUUAUCUGGUAAGAUCCGUCACACUUGGGGACACGAUGGUCCGCUAAUUUUGAGAAGUGCUGAAAAAUGGAUAAAUUUUUUAUUUGUUUUUUUUUUCCCCACCAACAAAUUUUUUUCACUAUUUAUGUGUUUAUGUGUGACUCCACACAGUGGCAGCCAUACUGACAGGUUUUAGGUUGAUUGACAACACUCCGGAGCAAUGGCUGAUGAAAGUAAUGGGUGGGUUUGUUGGCUGGGAGGCUUUGUUCUACAUCCUGCUGAGUGCCAAUUUAAAAUGGAAGGUUCACGGUAAAGGUAGGUCAACUUAAACUCUUUUUUUCCCCCACUGUACUCUGCAUAUCAUGACAAAAAAAAUACUAAUGUUUUGUUAUUGUUUUAUGAAAUUUCAAUUUUGUAAGAGGCUGGCAACUGUGUACAACGUAAAACAACACAGAAAUACAUUUUAACUUUGAAUUUGACCAUAGUAAUGCAAACUAAGCAUUUUUUUCACCCUUCUUUUUAGAUACUUCAGAGUCAAAGAUGGUAAGAAAUGAAACAAAUGUUUAAAAAAGUGAUCAAAUGGAAAGGUAGUAAUACUCUGCUUUUAAACAUUAAUUUUAUUUGGUUUUGCAGACAACAGCUGACCUCCUGCUGCUUGCUCUGUUCCUCUCUGGGAGCAUUGCCUUUUUGGUGUCACUGUUGGUUGGAAUUGGGAAGUCAUAAGAAGUCACCACCCAGAGAGGAUAUCUUUCAUAUAUCAGGGAAUUGCCUCUUUUAUUAUUAUUUGCAUUAGGCUGCAGUUUUUGGAUGCAGUGCUAGAAAAUUCUGUCUUAACGUCUAAAUGUCU
Messenger RNA from Xyrichtys novacula (pearly razorfish), 9199 nucleotides. The record is from the annotation of a GenBank genome assembly. Lineage: Eukaryota; Metazoa; Chordata; Actinopteri; Labriformes; Labridae.